Molecule: messenger RNA, 801 nt
Organism: Acytostelium subglobosum LB1
Lineage: Eukaryota; Evosea; Eumycetozoa; Acytosteliales; Acytosteliaceae
Exons: 1
Molecular function (GO): methyltransferase activity
Source: RefSeq, a predicted model, not a curated record
ACUUCACACUUGUGGGGUGCAAACUCCACUUCUUACCAUUCUACAAUGAAGGCUGUUGGAUUCACUGCAGCCUAUUGUACUGAUGCAUUGGACUUGACAAUCGGAGAGAAUCUAACAAAGCCAUACAAGUUGUUGGAUGUUGCCUGUGGUUAUGGAGCCUUGACCAUCCAGGCAGCUCAAAGAGUGUCCAAAUCCGGUGGAUCAAUAGUUGGCGUUGAUUUUGCACCCGGAAUGUUGGAGCAACUCAAGAGGGAAUCGCAAGGCCUGACCAACUUGACCGGAGAAUGUAUGAAUGGAGAGGACCUCAAGAUCGAUGACAACACAUUUGACUACUGCUACUCGGCAUUUGGACUCAUUAUCUUUGAGGAUCGUGUCAAGGGACUGUCCGAACUCCAUCGCGUUGUCAAGCCCAAUGGUGAGAUUGCCAUCACUACCUGGCCAUACGAUUGUGAGCUGUUCACUCUGAUGAAGAGAUCCUUCCGACGUGUUGUGGACUAUGAUAUCCCAGACGAGGCAUUCCAGAGGAUCACACUGGGUGAUGGAGAGUUCCUCCGCGAGCAAUUCAAGAAGGCAGGAUUCACCAAGCCACUCAAGGUCAUUACCAAGAUACAUAACAUGGAUCUUCCUGUGAAUGACAUGAUGAACUUCUUUGUUGGACAUCCCUUGAUCAUGAUGCUAUCCACCUAUCUACCAGAAGACAAGCACGACCAAUUCCAUCCAGCAAUCCGUCAAGAGUUGAACCAAAUGUAUCCAGAUGGACACAUGUGUCUCCCAGUGAGAUGUGCCAUUGCCAUUGGUGAG